Messenger RNA from Colossoma macropomum (tambaqui), 1017 nucleotides. RefSeq names its product transmembrane protein 240b (gene tmem240b). The transcript has 4 exons. Bases 76 to 582 code for a protein of 168 amino acids. The record is from RefSeq and is a predicted model, not a curated record. NCBI's taxonomy places the organism in Eukaryota, Metazoa, Chordata, Actinopteri, Characiformes, Serrasalmidae.
GGAGGCUCGGCGCGCGGUGACGUGGUGACCGAUGGAGCUGCAGUGAGGAGGAGGAGGAGGAGGAGGAGGAGGAGGAUGAUCUUCAUGCUGAUCGGCGCUGCUGUGGUGAUGGCCAUCGCGUGCUGCCUGGACAUGAACGCGCUGCUGGACCGCUUUCACAACUACAUCCUGCCGCACGUGCGCGGGGCGGAUCGCGUGUGUCACUGCACCUGUGGCAGAGACCGAGUGCAGUAUGUGAUCCCGUAUGAAGGCUCCAGCUCACUGGACAGGGAUGGGCCAGCAGGGGGCAGCAGCGUCACUAAGCAGGAAAUGGACCUGGUUCUGGGGCUUCUCCUGGGCUUUUUGAUCAGCUGGGUUCUGCUUUGGCUGGACGGAGUUCUUCACCGGGUUCUGCGGGCCUGGAGAACCCGCCGGCAGCAAGAUGCCUGGCGCUCGUGGAAGUGGGUGACCCGUGUGUGUGACGUGAGGGAGCUGCACCGGCGGCUACAGCUGCGCAGGCCGGAGGAAACCGGAGGAAACAACGUGGUGCAUAUCAAACAGAAACAUUACCAUAACGGACACCCGAGCCCACGCAGACUCUAACACAGACACGCAGUCCAGCAGGUCCCCGAGCGACGCGCCAGUCUGCAGUUACACAGCACGAUGUGGCUUUCAAACAGCUAAACGUCUUGUGUUAGCAUAACACUUAGGCAGCUAGUGUUAACUAGCACAUCUAGCAUCACAGCUAGUAGGAUUGCCAGCUCUGAAGGAUUAACUGAGGCCUCCUAGAGGUCUAAAAAUGCUGCCCCUGAGAUUUUAAUACAUUUUAAAUACAUUAACAGCUAAGUGUGCAGUGAAGGUGAGUUUAGGGCUGUGACGAUCAUAAGUGGCUCCUAACUGAGGACAGAAACAGCUUGAGCUCAAAUAAACAAACGCCACUCGCCGCUAGAGAACCUGUAGAGAGGAGAAUUGCCGCUCUGUAAUGUCUUCCAGGUUUCUUGAACACUAGAGGGCGCUCGCGAGCGAGUCCAAAAUGAA